AUGGCGCUGCAAGGCUGUGCCGUGUGGUGCAGCAGCCGCACCACCCGGCACCACCUGUCUCCCUCUGCUCCAGCACCCGCCCCCAGGCGACCCUCCCGGCUGGCAGUAAACGCCAUUGCAGCGCCAAAGGAGGUGGACGCCCUGCCCUCAGUGGGCGCGCUUGAGGCGGAGCUGCAGCGCCGCGUGGCGGCAGCCACUGCUGCUGCCGCCGCUCCCACCACCACCGGCCGCGUCGUGCUGGAGAGCCCAGAAGAGCUGCGCUCCACCUGGGAGCACCGUGCCUGGGUGGGCAGCGCCACGACGCUUAUGGCAGCCACGCUGGCCACCGGGCUGAGCGGUGUGGAGGGCGUGGAGGGAGCACUGGAGGCGGGCGCUGCGCUCUUUGCGGCAUACGUGCUGGCAGAUCUGGGAACCGCUUUCUACCACUGGGGAGUGGACAACUAUGGCGAUGGCAGCACCCCCGUCUUUGGCGGGCAGAUCGCAGCCUUCCAGGGGCACCACCAGCGCCCCUGGACCAUCACCGAGCGCGAGUUCUGCAACAACAUGCACAAGCUGUUCCGCCCCGCAGUGCCCUUUGCGGGCGCCCUGCUCCUGGGCGCAGCGGCGGGCGCGCCGGCGUGGUGGGACGUCUGGUCCUCCUCCUUCCUCUUCCUGUGCUGCAUGAGCCAGCAGCUGCACGCCUGGAGCCACAUGAAGAAGAGCGAGCUGCACCCGGCGGUGGUGGCACUGCAGGACGCCGGGCUGCUCAUCUCACGCAAGGCCCACGGCGCGCACCACAAGGCCCCCUUCAACUGCAAGUAUGCCAUCGUGAGCGGCUGGUGGAACCCGCUGCUGGAUGGAGACUCGCCAGAGGCCAGCCUGUGGAUGAGGCUGGAGCGCAUGAUUCAUGCCAGCACGGGCGUGGAGCCGCGCGGCUGGCACGAGCCCGAGCAGGCGUGGCAGGAGCAGCAGCGGCCAGGCGCGGGUCGGUGA
Messenger RNA from Chlorella variabilis, 972 nucleotides. RefSeq lists its product as hypothetical. Lineage: Eukaryota; Viridiplantae; Chlorophyta; Trebouxiophyceae; Chlorellales; Chlorellaceae. The record is from RefSeq and is a predicted model, not a curated record. The transcript has 5 exons. Bases 1 to 972 code for a protein of 323 amino acids.